Daldinia vernicosa is the source of this 1176-nucleotide messenger RNA. RefSeq lists its product as uncharacterized. Gene Ontology annotation, molecular function: RNA cap binding. The transcript has 3 exons. Gene Ontology annotation, cellular component: P-body; Lsm1-7-Pat1 complex. NCBI's taxonomy places the organism in Eukaryota, Fungi, Ascomycota, Sordariomycetes, Xylariales, Hypoxylaceae. Bases 238 to 792 code for a protein of 184 amino acids. Gene Ontology annotation, biological process: deadenylation-dependent decapping of nuclear-transcribed mRNA. The record is from RefSeq and is a predicted model, not a curated record.
GUGGUUUCCUGCGGUGCGUGGGUAAAGCAUAUGAAAGAAGACGACGUCAAUACACAUGGACAUACCACUCGUCGCUGUACUAGGAAACACCGGCGUGAACUAUUAAUCUUAUUUUCUUUUCUUUCUUUCUGAAUGAACUACCUCUCUCUUCUCUAUGGAUCGGUAUAGCUCUAGCAUCAUUGCCUCAAAAAAUAACAACAACAACAACGACAACAGCAACAAACCCAAACAAAUGAUAUGAUGGAGAACCUAUCGAUGCACGAUCCUCCACCUCAACCAGGCGGCUCGUCGCUGGGACGCGCCGCCGCCGCCGCAGCAGCAGCUACUACUACUACUCCCCAACCGCAACAGCUUCCUCCCCAGAUGUUCACCACUGCUGCGCAGCUACUAGACCUCACCGAUAAAAAGCUUUUGGUGUGUCUACGAGAUGGCCGGAAACUAAACGGCGUUCUACGAAGCUGGGACCAGUUUGCAAACCUGGUCCUCCAGUCCACAGUCGAGCGCAUAUACGCCACCACAUCCGACCCCUCGGACCCGCAACCAAAAGGCCUCUACGCCGAGCAGACCCACGGCAUCUUCCUCGUCCGCGGCGAAAACGUGCUCCUCCUCGGCGAGAUCGACCUCGACAAGGACGACGAUCCGCCCCCUGGCUUCGAGAAGGCCGAGUUCGCCGUGGUAGAGAAGCUGGCGAAAGAGCAGAGAGCCGUAGAAAGGACGAGAGAGAAGAAGAAGAUACAGAAGCUGGCUACGCUGGGGUUCGAGGGCGAGAACAUUGGAGAGAUUAUACUCUAGAAAAGGGGUACUUGGGCGCGGAAGUAUAAAAAGAAAAAAAGGGAAGAAAAUCACGCCACGGGGGAAAGUGGUAUAUACCCAAGAUGGAUUGAGAGACAGAAUAUUGUGAAAUGUCUCCCUUUCAUCAGCCCUAGUACAUAGGACUGGUAGUCUUGCGGACGGGAAUUAGAGGCCUGGAAGACUGCUCUCCUCUCCUAUAACAGCAGCAAACAAGAGCUGCACUCUAAUUCGUGUUGGUAGCUUGUUGUAUGUAUUUAGAAAGCACGAAUGUAUUCUUUAUACCUGGUUGUUAUGAGAUAUGCUCAUCGGGUUGGCUGCCCUAGCUUUUAGAAAUGCAUAGUUAUACCUGUCACUUAAAAGAAAUCCUUCAUGCGCAAUAAUAAA